Molecule: messenger RNA, 691 nt
Organism: Aspergillus vadensis CBS 113365
Lineage: Eukaryota; Fungi; Ascomycota; Eurotiomycetes; Eurotiales; Aspergillaceae
Gene: cyp5
Product: putative peptidyl-prolyl cis-trans isomerase
Exons: 3
Coding region: 50-691 (213 amino acids)
Biological process (GO): protein peptidyl-prolyl isomerization; protein folding
Cellular component (GO): catalytic step 2 spliceosome
Molecular function (GO): peptidyl-prolyl cis-trans isomerase activity
Source: RefSeq, a predicted model, not a curated record
CCAUCCUACUAUCAUUCGACUAUCAGCAGAUAGCACAGACUCACACAUCAUGUCUGUAACACUCCAUACCACCCACGGCGACCUCAAAGUCGAGCUCUUCUGCGAAGCAGUCCCCAAGACAGCAGAGAACUUCAUCGCCCUCUGCGCCAGCGGCGCAUACAACAACACCCCAUUUCACCGCCUCAUCCCGGGCUUCAUGAUCCAAGGCGGCGACAUCUCACUCAACCCAUCCCUCACCUCCUCAUCAUCCAGCUCUAAACCCCCUCUCCCCUUCGAAGACAUCCCCAAAGGCGGCACCUCAAUCCACCACCCGCAAGCCCUAAACCAAGAAAUCCACCUCCCAGCACUAAAGCACAACACGCGGGGUAUCCUCUCGAUGGCAUCCCGCCCCGUGAAGGAUCGCACAGCGCCGGGAUCGCAAGGCGCCACGGGGGCAACGAUAAACGGGAGCCAGUUCUUCGUGACGUUUGCGCCGGCGCCGCAUUUGGAUGGCGCGAGUACGGUGUUUGGGAAGGUGCUGAAUCUGACGGCGCAGGAUGAGGGCGGGGAUGUGUUGGGGAGGUUGGAGAAGGCGAAUGUUAAGGUUGAUAAGAAGGGGAGGGUGGUGCAGCCGAAGGAGGGGGAGGAGGGGGGAUUUGAGGCGUUGAAGAUUGAAAGGGUUACGAUUCAUGCAAAUCCGUUUGCGAAGUGA